Molecule: messenger RNA, 5350 nt
Organism: Stegostoma tigrinum
Lineage: Eukaryota; Metazoa; Chordata; Chondrichthyes; Orectolobiformes; Stegostomatidae
Gene: slc22a13b
Product: solute carrier family 22 member 13b
Exons: 11
Biological process (GO): transmembrane transport
Cellular component (GO): membrane
Molecular function (GO): transmembrane transporter activity
Source: RefSeq, a predicted model, not a curated record
ACCUAAAUCAAGAAACUGUGGUUAAUGGUAGUCAUAGCUGUCAUGAGCCUGAAUACUGCCUGCUUUAAAAUUCAGACUUUGUACAUUGUAGAACUGUAGAAUUGACACCAUCAAAAGAGGAGACGGCAUGUAUGAUUUUGGAGGAAUUCUGAGAGCUGUGGGAGAAUUUGGCCCAUUCCAGAGACGUUUGCUCGUCUUAGUAUGUUUGCCGAAUUUCUUCAUGGGGUUCCACUUGAUUGCUCAGGUUUUUACUGGUGCGAUUGACCAACAUUAUUGUCAGACUGAUUGGAUCUUAAACAUAAGUGCUAUUCUGGACAAAGAACAACAAUUGCUCUUGACUCUCCCGAAGGAAAACAAUGGCUCUUACCAGAAAUGUAAAAUGUACAAGCCAAAUCCAGACAAAGACAUGGAUUGGAUACGGUUACACCUAAACCAGUCUACAGUGGCAUGUGAAGAAGGCUGGGUAUACGACACCUCACAAUAUAGCUCAACCUUGGUGACAGAGUUUGAUCUGGUUUGUGAUGACAAUUAGUUAAACCAGCUCUCACAGUCUGUUUCCAUGCUUGGGCUUUUUAUUGGAGCCUUAGUGUUUGGUCCACUAGCAGUCAGGUUUGGCCGACGCCCAAUUGUUUUGCUAUCACUGAUUCUUCAACUAGUGAGUAGUGUAGGAGCAGCUUUUGUGCCAAGUUUCAAUCUAUUCAUGGCUCUGCAGUUUGUUGUUGGGGCAUCUGUGUCUGGCACGUUAAUUAACACCUUCGUCUUAGGUAUCAGAAAAGUAGUCAGUAUGAAUAAGGGGAGGUGCAUGAUGGUAAUGCCACUAGACUUGGAAUCUGUAACCCCAUACCAAUAUUCUGGGGUCACGGGUUCAAAGCCCAUCAUGGCAGAUGGUGCAGAAUGGCCUGGAGUAUCACAGCGAACACUUACAAUUGUCCUCUCACACUGUGCCUUUUCAUUCGGGCAGAUGGUUCUAGCUGGGCUGGCUUAUGCAACACGUGACUGGAGAAUGUUACAAUUAACUAUCUCAUGUCCAAUGGUUAUUUUUCUGGUUUAUAUAUGGUUAAGUAUUUUACAUAACCUUUGUGAAUUUCCAUUCUGCCAUCAGUGUCAAUUCCUCCUUAUUUACCUACUGAAUUGUUCGUCACUACCUUGUAUAUUUGACCCGUGCUUUUGGUUUUCCAACAACGGAAGGCUGGGAGCUGGGAGGGCUGUCAAUAAUGCCAAGCGAAGAUUGACAUCUGAACCCAAUGUCUUCCCAGAUUGCUCUGAGCAGGAACAUGGACCAAAAAGAUACUGGAUGCCUAAUGUUACCACAUUUAUUUUCGAGUUCAUGACUGAGAAAGAAGUCCAGAAGGCCUCCAAUUUGGAUCUUUUCAAGACAUCAAAGCUGAGGACGAUUACAUUGAUUUUAAUUAGCACCUGGUUCAUAAACAACUUUGUGUAUUAUGGAUUGGCCUUUAAUGUUGGGAGCUUUGGCAUGAACAUUUACAUAACACAACUUGUCUUUGGAUUCAUGGACUUUGUGCAUCUCUCUUGCAUUUGGCUGCUGAAUAUAUUUGGCUGGAAAAAAUGUCAGGGAGGUUUCCUAUUGCUAAGCAGAAUCUCAUGCCUCCUCACAUUAUUUUUUUCAGAAGGUACACCUUUAGAAGUCACUGUACUUGCCGUCAUUGCAAAACUGGGAAUCUCCUGCUCCUUCUCCACUGCCUACGUUUAUUCUGCUGAAUUAUUCCCAAUUGUGAUCAGAUGUAACCUAGCUUUAUUUUCAUUUGAGGACGAGUUUCCUUUGGACACCACCAGCACUUCAAAUGUUAAUGGUAGUCAUGUCGGAAAAGGCAAAAAUUGGCAACACAGACAGCCUGGCCUUGGUUUGGUGUCCAUGUCAGCUCGGAUAGGUGGCAUUAUUGUCCUCCUGUUUGAACUUUUACGACAUGACUAUCCAGCUCUCCCCACGGCCUUAUUUGGAUCUGCACUACUAGUUGCUGCUGGCCUGAGUGUCCUGUUACCUGAGACUGUCAACAAAGAACUACCAGAUCAAACCAGCCAAGUUGGAAAAUCUAGAGGCAAAGUGAAUAGUAAGAAUGACUUAGAAAAUGGACACAAUCAGACUACAGCAGAAAACAGAAACUUUAUUGAGAGCACCUGAUUAUAAAGUAAAACAUUAUCGCAACAGAAAUUCUGAGCAACACGGCUAAAAGUCACUCAGAACUCUUCAACUCUUUUCUGCAUUGUAACUUGGAGUUUAUGCAUGUUUUCAACAGACAUCAGCAUUUUAACUGUUCCAACAGAAUUAUAUUGCUAAGAGAUUGAUUUUAAGAAAAAGAUUUUGUUAAUUUUGUUUUAAUAAAUUCAAUACUAGAAGAACCAUAAUUGACAGACACAAUUAAUUAUAAGAAAAUGUCAUUGCACGUGACUGAAAAUGUCCAGUGUGUAUUGGAAUGCCAGCGAUUGGGGUCCAUUAGAUUUGUAGCUGUAUGGCUGCAUCUUAAUUCCUACUCUAUACCAGAACAGGUGAGUGUCUACAGGGUUGAUGGGAAAAGUGGCCAACUUCUCAGGAAUAGUAACAAGGCAGAGCCAGGUACUGUAGAUUAAGCAGGAGUCUUAUAAAAAGAGCUGUGAAAAAGCUAUUUGACUUUCCUGGUCAUCAAGGCCACUUAAUUAAAGACAGAAAAGAGGGCAAUGAAACAGAUGUAUCUUCCCUGUGCGACGUUGGAUAGAUGGUCUUCAAGUCACAAGACUCCUGGCAGGAGUUGAAAAUUCUGGGACUUUCAAGAAAAAAAUAUAGAAAUAAGCAUUUUGAAGACAUUUGCAGUGUAACCAACGAACGAUUAUUACAGAAGCAGCACCCUGAGCCCAGAGUUCAGAGAGGAAGGACGAACCCAGCUGAGUGAUCAAAGCCUGGCCAGCUAUCCCUCACCAGUGUGCAUAAUAAGUCUAAGUAGUGAGUUUGAGGAGUCUUUAUGUUGUAAUCUGAUGUGGUUUUUAUGCUGGAGCGUUUCACUGACUGAAUGAUAAAAAGAAGAUUGCAGUGAUAGUACAGGUUAUGAUAAUUGUGUAUACUGAUGUUAAUCCGGGAAGGGCAGUGAAUAAGUGUUGAGUAAGAAAAUGGUUCGUAAAGGGUUAAUGUUGAAAACAGCAUUAAACUCCACCCAGUCUGAUGAUGUCAUAUUUGCUGGCGGAGAUAAGACUGAAGAAUUUGAAAUCUAAUGGAGUGAAGACAUAUAUCCGGGUCUCCUCAUAGGCGUAGCAACAGUUUAUUAAUGUAACUUGUACCCGAUUGCUUUGCAAUGUCUUACAUAUUGUUCAAGGCAAGAGCUUCUUCUUGUAAAGACCCAUGAGUGGUUGUUCCCCUGCCACUAUAAAUUAAGUACGCCCUUAGACCCUGACAAGGAACAAGGAAUGGUGGCUGCAUCCUUUUAUUUGCAACCACCACAUGGUGAUCAGCAGUGGGUUUUGGUGCUUGACAUGAUAAAGCCUGGUAUGGCUUGCAUUUUCUACAUCUUUGCAUGUUCUCCCAUAGGAAUUUCAAAUGCUUUUUGUAUUACCUCCUCACGACAGUUGGGGAGUUCCACAAUCUGAUGAAGAACCACUUAUUUCUCAAUGACAGGCCAGUGAGGGUGUCUCAACUUCCUCAUCACAACUCCAUCCUCAGUAUGAUAAUAACAAAGAACAAAGAACAAAGAAAAUUACAGCACAGGAACAGGCCCUUUGGCCCUCCAUGCCUGUGCCGAUCAAGAUCCUCUGUCUAACCUGUCAUCUAUUUUCUAAGGGUCUGUGUCCAUUUGUUCCCUACCCAUUCAUGUACAUGUCCAAAUAUAUCUUAAAAGACGCUAACUUGUCUGCAUCCACCACCUCUGCUGGCAACGCGUUCCAGGCACCCAACAUCCUCUGUGUAAUGAACUUGCCACACAUAUCUCCCUUAAACUUUCCUCCUCUCACUUUGAACUCAUGACCCCUAAUAAUUGAGUCCUCCACUCUGGGAAGUAGCUUUGUGCUAUCCACCCUGUCUAUACCCCUCAUGAUUUUGUAGACCUCAAUCAGGUCCCCUCUCAAUCUCCAUCUUUCUAAUGAAAAUAAUCCUAUAAUCUAUUCAACCUCUCUUCAUAGCUAGCACCCUCCAUACCAGGCAACAUUCUGGUGAACCUCCUCUGCACCCUUUCCAAAGCAUCCACAUCCUUUUUGUAAUGUGGCGACCAGAACUGUACACAGUACUCCAAAUGUGGUCGAACCAAAGUCCUAUACAACUGUAACAUGACCUGCCAACUCUUGUACUCAAUACCCCGUCCAAUGCAGGAAAACAUGCCAUAUGCCUUCUUGACCACCCUAUUGACCUGCGUUGUCACCUUCAGGGAACAAUGGACCUGAACACCCAGAUCUCUCUGUUCAUCAAUUUUCCCUAGGGCUUUUCCAUUUACUGUAUAGUUCGCCCUUGAAUUAGAUCUUCCAAAAUGCAUCACCUCGCAUUUGCCCGGAUUGAACUUCAUCUGCCAAUUAUCUGCCCAACUCUCCGGUCUAUCUAUAUUCUGCUGUAAUCUCUGACAGUCCCCUUCACUAUCAGCUACUCCACCAAUCUUCGUGUCAUCAGCAAACUUGCUGAUCAGACCACCUACACCUUCCUCCAAAUCAUUUACAUAUAUCACAAACAACAGUGGUCCCAGCACAGAUCUCUGUGGAACACCACUGGUUACGGUCUCCAAUUUGAGAAACUCCCUUCUACUACUACUCUCUGUCUCCUGUUGCCCAGCUAGUUUUUUUUAUCCAUCUGGCUAGCAAACCCUGGACCCCAUGUGACUUCACUUUCUGCAUCAGCCUGCCAUGGGGAACCUUAUCAAAUGCCUUACUGAAGUCCACGUAUAUGACAUCUACAGCCUUCCCCUCAUCAACCAACUUUGUCACGUCCAGAUGUCAAUGUUCCAGAACACCUUCAGUUUCAGCCUCAGUAUGAACUGACUCCAUUAACUUACUUAAAUUUAGAUUUACUAUCUGAACCUCAAUUAAUAACGAAAUAUUUAAUGCUUCUUUUGAAUCAUUCCCAUCCUUAAAGAAAGUUUCAGCUACCCUGCUUGUUAUUAUUUUAAUGUGUGGUGAUGGACUUGAACCAUUGUUCUGGUCACCAAGUAUGGUUGAAAAAUACUUGGAACUUGUUCCUGUCACAUUUCUGUCACUUUAGCCUUAUUCAAGUUUUCUGUGAUUAUUUGUGAAGCUAAUAACUUUUACUUCAGCCAAAUUAUAAAAAAGACCAUCUUCUCUUUUGACAAAAACAACUUUCAUGUCUUUCCUCAAUCCUAUUCGCUCACAAGCACUCAAACUUAUUUUUACUUUCUGUUCCACAGUUGUAAUUAAAGCUGCAAAUUGA